AAGUGUCAUUUAACCAAACGCGAUGUCGAGUCUCCCCAUUUGCGCGAUAGCACUAUUCGCUUUGUUAUUUAUUACAUUAACGUUUUUAAAGGACAACUGGAAUUUACAUGUACAUGGCAGGGAUCUUGCCAAUGAAAUUCCUCAUUUGAAUUCUGUCUCCUAUAAUAACUCCUUGGAUAAAGAACUCCAGGAGCGGCGCAAGGAACUUUUGAUUUACUACGCCGUAUCUGGGAAUAAGUCCGGGGCGCUGUCGAAAAAGAAUGUACUUUCGUCAAGGAAUGAAUGGGUUGCGCAGAUCAAGGAGAGUAUAAUGUAUGUUGCUACAAUAAGCGAUGAAAUUGGGUGCGAUCAACUCCGUUACAUAAAAAUUGUGGAUUUCUUAGGCGCGGGAUACACCAAGGCAGUGGUAAAAGGCGUUUUGCCGAAAGGAUUUCCCGUUGCGCUUAAAUCUGUGAACGAGAAAGGGACUGACAUCAGAAGAUGUCUCGAGGACUUUAAAGACUUGGAAGGCUGUCGCGAACUUGUGUCUUACAAAUUGAUUAAGGAAAUAGUUUUGUUACAGCGACUACGACAUCCAAACCUUAUCAAGCUUCAGGGACACUGCCUGUGGAGCCUGCGGGCUGGGGCAGUCACAGCUGCCUUUGAGCAAGGCUCCCCUCUUCAGAUGAUCGAGCUUCUCCAGAGCCCCUGGGAGGAACGGUUUCGGGUAUGCUUGGGUCUGGUGAGGCUACUCCACUACCUCUCCCUGUCCCCGCUGGGGUCUGUGGCACUGCUGGACUUUCAGCCGCGGCAGUUUGUCCUGGUGGCUGGGGAGCUCAAGCUGACGGACCUAGAUGAUGCCAGUAUUGAGGAGCCGAUGUGCCAGACUAGGGCAGACUGUCUCCUGCAUUUUCCUAUCAGGAACUUCAGUAUCCCAUGUUCUCCAGAGGGAGUGUGCCAGGGACUGAAUGAGAAAAGGAACCUCUACAAUGCCUACAGGUAUUUCUUCAUGUACCUGCUUCCACACCAGGCUCCACCCACACUGAGGCCACUGAUUGAUCAGAUCAUGAACUUGACUGGGGAGCUGAAAAAUAAUGUGAGCAAAACCAGGAAGGCCUUUGAAGAGAUCCUGCACCUGUACAAGUCUGGGCUUUACCUACAGAACCUGCCACCAUCUUCAGUUGAAGAUUACACGGCCCUGCGGGGCGUGAGGGCCUCAGGGGGUGGGGUCUAUCGCUGCUGGCCCUCCUACAGCCAAAAGGCCUGUGUGCUAUCUGUAUUCAGCGUGCGCGAAGCAGCCUUCAUCUGCACCUCACACCCUCACUGCUCCAGCUUCACCCUCGGAGCCCAGGUUACCUGGACAGGACGGCGGCUGGUCUACUUCAGAACUGGUUUCAGUGAUCUCGUACCAGAUGUGGAUUCCAUCGUGUACAUAAAAAAAGCCCAAAGCCUGAGGACCGAAGCCGACUGAGAAGCAGCAGUUUGGAUCGCAUGGUGGCUGGGGCUGUCUGGAAUGUCUGAAACAAAUUAAUAUUAUAUAUUUAUAUGGAUUUUGUUCCAUGGCUGUUUGAUCUGACUGCCAAUCCUCUGGACUGCCAAGAAGUAUUUAAAGGUAUUUCCCUCAGGGUACAAUUAUCAAAAAGAAAAAAAAAACACCUGAAUUUCUCUCUUUCCCUUGUUUAUUGUGCAUGCAGGGCCAUGUUCAGUGGCUGGGGCUGGGAUUUUUAAGAACACUCCUAGUGCUAAAGACUUGAGGAGAAACAAAGUGAAAACAUGCUUGUAUUCAAAUGUAAUGUAACGUUAAUGAUAUCUGAAAUAAUGUGAGUCCAUGAUGGAUUUCCAAAUAUAUGUGCAGAGCUGCAUUUUAACAAUCAGAAAAGUAUUAAAACAUCAAAAGUGAACAUAUGCAUGUCACAUCCCUGAUAUACACCAUUUUUUAAAACAAGAAGUUAAAACUGCUUGAUAAAGAUUUCAUGUGAAUUAAAUGUAUGUAAAUUUUGCAUUUGAUGUUUAUUUUU
Messenger RNA from Anguilla anguilla (European eel), 1997 nucleotides. RefSeq names its product protein kinase domain containing, cytoplasmic b (gene pkdccb). Gene Ontology annotation, biological process: protein phosphorylation. Lineage: Eukaryota; Metazoa; Chordata; Actinopteri; Anguilliformes; Anguillidae. The transcript has 7 exons. Gene Ontology annotation, molecular function: ATP binding; non-membrane spanning protein tyrosine kinase activity. The record is from RefSeq and is a predicted model, not a curated record. Bases 23 to 1450 code for a protein of 475 amino acids.